Cajanus cajan (pigeon pea) is the source of this 4381-nucleotide messenger RNA. NCBI's taxonomy places the organism in Eukaryota, Viridiplantae, Streptophyta, Magnoliopsida, Fabales, Fabaceae. The record is from RefSeq and is a predicted model, not a curated record.
AGUACGGGGAUGAGUUUGUGCAGCGGACAGGUAUCAUAACUCGACCCGCCCGUUGCCAUCCCUUGCACUGACUUGAGGCUCCGAGAAUUCAGUCACCAAGAAUGCAGUAAUCUCCGUUUCGCAGCGCUUAGAGCUACUCAAGUCAAGAAGAGUUACCACGUUUGCUUUCAGCGGCAAAUACCCAAACACGUCGUUACAAACUCCAUAUAUUUAAUCGCGAACUUGCGUUGGGUUGUACAAUCUAUUCGAAACGCCCUCAGUCCUCAACGUUUGAAAUGGACAACCUCAGCGAAGAAGAAGAAGAACUCGGAACUGAGCAACUCAGAAGCACCACCUUCCAACGAUUAAAGUCGUUCUCCUUGCACCUUCUCGACCUUUUGCAGAACCCUCACAUUGAGAAUCAGAAGCACUCUUCUGUCACCGUAAUCCCCCAACUCCUUCGUUUCCUUCGCAAUUCUUCGCCCUCUACUUUGCAACCUUUCUUCGACUACACUCUGUUUCCGUUGCUUCUGCUCCUCGAUGGAGCGAUUCAGUGCAGAACAACGCAGAAACUUGAAUCUGAGGAAAAGUAUACUAUGCCUGAUGUUCCGAAAACACCUGUUCAAGUGAGUGAUGGCGUUGCUGAAGGAGUGGUUAAUUGUUUGGAGGAGCUUCUGAGGAAGUGUCAUUUGAGUUCUGUUGAUCAGAUGGUUGUGCUGCUAAAAAAGUUAACAUACGGAGCCAUGUUAUCACCCACUGAGGCUUCAGAGGAGUUUCGUGAAGGAAUUUUAUUGUGUGUCAAGGCACUAUUUUUGAGUUUAUAUCCCUGUUCUGACGUGUCUUGCUUGUGUAAAAAAAUAUCUGGUUUGCCUGCACUUUCGGAUGGAAUUUAUAAUAAUAGGCUUCAUAAAACUUUCAAGAAUGAUUCGGAAUCAGAAGAAUGUUUACUUGCAUAUCUCCAGUCUCAAUUUGCGUUAGCUGCUGUUGGACACUGGCUAUCACUUCUUCUCAAAACUGCAGAUACAGAGGCAGCUAGGGGACAACGGGGUUCUGCAAGAAUUCGAAUUGAAGCAUUCAAAACUCUGAGGGUGCUUGUUGCAAAGGUUGGUUCUGCAGAUGCAUUAGCCUUCUUUUUACCUGGCAUUGUUAGUCAGUUAGCUAAAGUUUUGCACAAUACAAAAACAAUGAUAAGUGGGGCUGCUGGUAAUGUGGAAUCUAUUGACCAUGCAAUCAGAGCUUUGGCAGAGUUUCUUAUGAUAGUCCUCCAGGAUGAUGCUAAUGCACCUGCCCUGGAUAUUGAAGCAUCUUCAGACUUUGAUUCAAAUGAGUGUAAUUCUACACUUUCUCUUUUGGAGGAGCUUCGUCACUUGCAGGUUAAAAAUUUUGAUAAAACAAAGGCUUCUGAAUAUAUAGAUGUUGAGUCAGAAAAAAUCUCUGGUUCCCAAACUCAACUCCAAGAAAUAGGGAAUACUGAUCCUGACAGAGAGAACUUGUCAUUCUAUGUGAAUCGAACAAAAGGUUGGAUGCAGAGGACGUCAGCACAUGUAAAUAAGUUGUUGAGUGCAACAUUUCCACAUAUCUGUAUUCACCCUUCAUCAAAGGUGAGAAAAGGACUUGUUGAUGCCGUAAAAGGACUCUUGUCAGAGUGCUUCUAUAUCCUGGGGGAAAGUAGACUGAUGCUUUUGGAGUGCUUAUGCGCCUUGGUUGUUGAUGCAUCUAAUGAUGUUUCUUCAACUGCACAAGAUUUCCUUGAGUGCUUGUUCUCACAAAAUUUGAAACAUGUUGUCAAACGCAAUGCUGCUGAGAUAUUUAUCAGGCACCUUGAAAAGCUUCCUAGAGUGGUGCUUGGCCAUGAGGAGUCACUUGCUGUAUUACAUGCUCAGCAACUACUAACAAUAAUAUUUUAUUCCGGUCCUCGUCUAUUAGUGGAUCAUCUUCAGUCUCCUGUUGAAGCUGCUAGAUUCCUGGAUUUGUUUGCUUCAUGUCUAAGCCAUAAUUCAGUGUUUUCUGGUUCGCUUGAAAAAAUCACUUCAACAGAUCGAGCAUCAACCCUGGGAUAUCUUCCCUCCAUAGCUGAGUUGAAAUCUGGAGCUAAUUUCUUGAAUCAUGGCUUCCCUCUUAUAAAUUAUAGUUUAUGUGAUGUUCCUAAGCACAGGCUUAUUGAGGAAAAAAGUAUAGAAGAACCUGUAAAAACUGCUCAAAAUAACUAUGAGGUUCCUCGCAUGCCCCCUUGGUUUAAUUAUGUUGGUAGUCAUAAGUUAUACCAGCCUCUUGCAAGGAUUCUUCGAUUUGUGGGUUUAUCUUUAGUGGCAGAUCAUAUAAGUGAAGGGCUUCUGUCGCAUGUGAUUGAGACCCUUCUUGGUUACUUCCGUAAAUUGGUUUCCGAGCUUCGUUUAAAAGAAUACAAUAAAGAAAGCUGGCAGUCUUGGUAUGACAGGAAUGGUUCUGGACAGUUAUUGCGGCAAGCUAGCACAGCUGCAUGCAUGCUAAAUGAAAUGAUAUUUGGUCUAUCAGAUCAAGCAACUAAUGAUUUUGCUGGAAUAUUUCAUAGUUCUAGUGUAAGCAGAGGAGUUCGGGUUGAGUCUAACAAACAUGAUUGUGCAUUUCAACCAUCUUUCUGGAAGAUGCCCAAUGAUAAAGGUGUAAAGAGUUAUUUAGUUGAGUGCAUUGGUGGGAUCUUACACGAGUAUUUAUCUGCUGAGGUUUGGAAUGUUCCAAUUGAUCGCAGAAUUGCUGACUUGCAGCUUAUUGCUGCAGUUGAAGAAGAUAUUAGUCUAUACUUUUUCCAAGAUGCUGCAAUGCUACGUGAGGUUAUUAUUGAUGGAGUAGGAAUCUUUAAUCUAUGCCUUGGAAGAGAUUUUGUUUCAAGUGGAUUUCUUCAUUCUUCACUUUAUUUAUUGCUGGAGAAUCUUAGUUCUUCAAAUUACCGAGUUAGAAAAGCAGCAGAUUCUGUCUUGCAUAUACUUUCCACUACAUCUGGCUGCCCAACAGUUGGACAGUUAGUUUUGGAAAAUGCAGACUAUGUGAUUGAUUCAAUAUGUCGGCAAUUACGUCAUUUGGACCUUAAUCAUCAUGUGCCAAAUGUGCUAGCAUCCAUGCUCUCCUACAUUGGAGUGGCUCACAAGAUAUUGCCUCUACUUGAGGAACCGAUGCGAUCUGUGUCAGCGGAACUUGAAAUACUGGGUAGACAUCAACAUCCUGAUCUAACAGUUCCAUUCUUAAAGGCAGUAGCAGAAAUUGUGAAGGCAUCAAAACAUGAAGCUUUCCUGUUGCCCCAGCAGGCUGAGUCGUUUACCAGAGAUGUCAGGUCUAUAAUCUCCAAUUCGGAAGAAACAACACAAGACCAGUGGGAGGACAUUUUAUUCAUGUUAAAUGAUUCUAGAAGAUAUAGACGAACAGUUGGUUCUAUUGCUGGUUCAUGUAUUACUGCUGCAAUUCCACUUCUAGCAUCAUUCAAGCAAGAGAUAUGUUUGGCUGCCCUGGAUAUAAUUGAGAGUGGCACGUUGGCAUUGGCAAAAGUAGAAUCAGCUUAUAAACAUGAAAGAGAAAUUAAGGAAGCAACAGAAGAAGUGCUGCAAUCACUAUCAUUGUAUCAGCUGAAGGAUACUUUGGAUGUUAAUGAAGAAGGGGCUGAUGAGAACAGGCUGCUUCCGGCAAUGAAUAAAAUAUGGCCAUUCCUGGUUACUUGUAUUCAGAACAGGAACCCAGUGGCUAUCCGGAGAUGUUUGAAUGUGAUCAGCAAUGUAGUGCCAGUUUGUGGAGGAGAUUUCUUCACACGUCGUUUCCACACUGAUGGAACACACUUUUGGAAACUUCUGACCACGUCCCCAUUUCAUAAAAUGUCAUAUUUCAAAGAUGAGAAGGCCCCUUUACAACUACCUUACAGACGCAGUCCCGUGAGUUCAGAGGAUUCAUUGGCAGAGACGUCCUAUCUUAAGGUUCAGAUUGCAGUGCUAAACAUGAUUGCUGAUUUAUGCCGUAAUAAGAGCAGUGCCUCUGCAUUAGAACUUGUUCUGAAGAAGGUAAGUGGUCUGGUUGUGGGGAUAGCUUGUAGCAGUGUUGUUGGACUUCGAGAUGCUUCUCUGAAUGCCCUCCAUGGACUUGCAUCUAUUGAUCCUGAUCUUGUGUGGCUUCUCUUAGCUGAUAUAUACUACACUAAGAAGAUAGAAACUUCGCCUCCACCUACACCAGAGUUACCAGAAAUCUCUGAAAUUCUCCCUCCUCCCAUAUCACCCAAAGAACAUCUAUAUGUGCAGUAUGGAGGACAGAGUUAUGGUUUUGACAUAGAUUUGGCUUCUUUGGAUAUUGUUUUCACAAAAAUUGACUCUCAAUAUCAGAUGUAUAGCUAAUAUCUGAAUUAGCUUAUAUAAAAUUAUUUGUAGCUUUUCUAUCCCAUUUACAC